Messenger RNA from Encephalitozoon romaleae SJ-2008, 630 nucleotides. Its product is annotated as putative membrane protein. Gene Ontology annotation, cellular component: nuclear envelope; nuclear membrane. The coding region runs from base 1 to 630 and encodes 209 amino acids. The transcript has a single exon. NCBI's taxonomy places the organism in Eukaryota, Fungi, Microsporidia, Unikaryonidae. Gene Ontology annotation, biological process: nuclear envelope organization; lipid homeostasis. The record is from RefSeq and is a predicted model, not a curated record.
AUGCAUGGGGAAAUACCGAUGGACGUAGAGCAUGAGCUUGGAUGGAAACGUGAAAGUAAGCAAAGAGGCGGGGGAUGCUCCCACUUAUCGCCAUUGAAGAAACGUAAGAUAGGUGCAGAGACGGCGAAGGAAAGCUGCACUCAAAUGGUUAAAUGCCUAAAUGAUAGAAGAAAGGUUGCCACAAAAAAAGUCAAGUGGAUUUACGCUAUAAAUAUUAGCCGGCUCCCUAUGACGAUAAUAGGGUAUCUCCAUUUGGUACUGAACUUUGUUGUUAUAGGAUUUGUGUGCUAUGUUAUCAUGUAUGUACUGAUAGGAUUGGAGAGGGACAUAAGAUAUAAGAUAAUUAACAGAAGGACGCAGAUACGGCACCAAAUAGAAGAAGCAAAGACCUUCUACAAGGUCAACAAGUGUGAUCCAGCCACAAGAGUGCCUGCAAUAGAGGAUCUGUGCAACAAAUGGGAAUGUGUGAUCAAAAAUGGAUAUUGGUCUAUAGGAUACACUCGCAUCAUUGCAGAAGUUUUUGGGGAUGUCAUGGACGGGUUUAUUAGGAAGUUCUCUAUAAGAAGCUCCUUAACAAUUGGGUUUUUCUUUGUUUUGUUUCUUGUGUUCAGAAGGGCUUCCAGUGCCUGA